CUGUCCAUCUAAUCAGAAAAAUGCGCAGGAAAUAGCUGGUUUUAAAAUCGCGUCCUUGAAUGAGUGAACCGCUUUGUUUUACGACAUUAAUUAAACUUUGGAGGAACAAGCUAACUGAAUAUUUUCAAAUAACAUUAUGCGCCGAGUCUACUCACCGACAGAUAGUUUCCGGUAACUUGGGAUAAACUACCUGGAGGACAAACAAGACACGUUUUGGAAGUGGAAUAGAUGACUUUAAUCUUCUCGUGAAAUUACAAGCGGUGUUCGAUAAUGAACUCUGUGAAUAUGAACAGAUUGAACGCAUCCGUCUCUGGGAAUCAGGCGUACCAGUACGCGGUCUAUGAGUCUCCGCUGUAUACGGACUACAAACCUCCAGCCAGAGAUCUCAUCCAGCUUCCCAAAGCCCUGCUCUACCUGAUGAUGGCCGCGGUGGUGGUGGUCGCUGUCGCUUAUGCCAUUGUGGGACAUUUAAUUAAAGACCUCGCUCAUGACAUCUUAGAUUGGGCUUUGGGUCCAGACGAUGAGAUAUUGAAGGCCGGCAGUGAGGCAGGUGAAGAUGGUCCCACGCACAUGCCACCAGGCCUCACACACUCCCACCCCAACGCCUUCCAUGUUUGGGAUCAGGACGAUGUGGUCAUCCCCCUCUCUCCGCAGCACAGCCCCCAGAACAGCCCUCUUCUGGCUGCCAUCCCAUUUAUUCCUCAUUUCUUCCCCUCUCCUGUCUCUCACAGUGUGCUCAACAGCCCCUGUGCCCAAACUCAGCAAGGGGAAAACAAGAGCCCCACCAAGGCCCCACAAGAGGCCUACAUCUUUCCUUCACCCAGAAUUACAGGACGUAGCUCCACUUUCUCACACAUAUCAUUCCAUGAGAGGAGAGAUGGGACUGAUAAAGUUUGAACUACAGAACAAUGGCUCACACUAGACUGUAGUCCAACACUGCUUCAGUCUUAAAAUAAUAGUUCUCCGAAAAAUGAGUAUUUUGGAACAACCCUUUUCCAUAAAACAAAAGAUUUUCAUUUUUGGAUGAAGGUAACACUUUAUUUCAAUAGUCCACUUUAGACAUUCUAACUUU
Messenger RNA from Megalobrama amblycephala (Wuchang bream), 1072 nucleotides. RefSeq lists its product as uncharacterized. Lineage: Eukaryota; Metazoa; Chordata; Actinopteri; Cypriniformes; Xenocyprididae. The transcript has 2 exons. The record is from RefSeq and is a predicted model, not a curated record. Bases 271 to 897 code for a protein of 208 amino acids.